Molecule: messenger RNA, 4129 nt
Organism: Aricia agestis (brown argus)
Lineage: Eukaryota; Metazoa; Arthropoda; Insecta; Lepidoptera; Lycaenidae
Gene: Xpc
Product: DNA repair protein complementing XP-C cells homolog
Exons: 12
Coding region: 93-3668 (1191 amino acids)
Biological process (GO): mismatch repair; nucleotide-excision repair
Cellular component (GO): nucleus; cytoplasm; XPC complex
Molecular function (GO): damaged DNA binding; single-stranded DNA binding
Source: RefSeq, a predicted model, not a curated record
AUAGGUACUAGAUUGGCGCGAAAUAUUAACACAAUAUUCUGUUCUUUUAAUUCUCAGUUAAUUAAUGCUGGUGCCGUCAUAAUAUAUAAGUUAUGCCAACUACAAGGAAGAAAGUCAUAAAGACGGUGUAUAAAGAUGAAGAUGACAGUGCUGAAGGCGGCGACUUCAGCGAUUCCGGUUCUGAGGCCGAAAUAACUCCACCAUCUAGUUCCGAUGAGGACAUCUCAGAUAACAACCAUUCGGAAGAUGAUUUUAAAAAGAGCCAUCCACGACAACGACAGCAAAAAUCGUCUAAGGCCAGUAAGCCCAGAAAAGUAAACUUUACAAAAUCAUUUCUUGGUAAAAUAAACAAACAGAGUCAUUCACAGGAAGAUGAGGAACAAGAGGAAGAAACACCCUUUUCUGUGAAAGAUUUAACAGAGGCCGAUAAAUUACUUCCUUCUGUAUUAAAUUUGUCUGAAAGUGAUAGCAGUGAUGAUGAAUCAAUCCCAGCUCCACGUAAAAAGGCUCCUGUAGUUGCUAGUACAUCCAAAAUACUUGAACCUACUAGUGAUUCCGAAAAUAUAAUUAUUACAGAAUAUCAAGAUGUAUGGUCCCAUAACAAGGAAGAUAACAGUGAAGAAGUUGCUCGUAAAACUUAUUUGGAACUGGAAAUGCACAAUAACAAAAUUGAGGAAACAAAAAAAUCUAUUCGGAAUUAUGUAAUAAAAACAGACAGUGCUAAAGAAUCAAAUAUAAAAGAUUUACUGGCUUUGGGAGAAGAGGAACUGCUAGACAAGUCAGGAUAUAGUGCACAAGAUGUGAAUGAUGAUAGUGAUGCUGAAAUGGAAGACUGGGAGGAAGUCAAAGAGUCAAAAGGAAUACCAACACAAGGGCUACAGUUAAUUGUUAAUAUUCCUGACGAGUUAUGUAGGAAAAGAAAAAAGGUUGAUGUUGAAAUGAUGUUGAAAAGGAAAGCCAACAGGCACACAAAAGAAGCUCAAGUUUUUAAACAUAAGGUGCAUGUACUGUGCUGGCUAGGCCACGGAAACUAUAUCAGUCAAGUUAUAAAUGACCAGGAAAUACUGGCCGCUGUGUUGUCAUUGUUACCUUCAAAACAAUGUUAUCCUGGAGACCAAGUGGAUAUGAAAUAUGUGGAGCACAUCACAACUUGGUUCAAAGAUAAAGUAACACUGAAACAGGAUAAAAAUGAAAAUAAAUAUAAACCAAAAGCACCACCACUGAAAACUUUAUUGCUGCAGCAAAUAAAAAGUAAGGUUUUCUCAACAAAAAAGUAUAUAGUUUUUGCAUUUGUCGCCAUGCUUCGGAGUCUGGGAUUAAAGUGUAGAGUGAUGCUGAAUUUUGUAACAGUUCCUCUACGACCUCCGGCUUCUGAUCUUCUUUCGCUGUCCACAAAACCAACAUCGGAAUCAGAUAAACCAAAAGAAAAAGAUGAGUCAAGUAAAACACAAACGAAAAAACAGCCACAAGUUAAAUCGAAAGACAAGAAAUCAUUAAACAAAAAACCUAUUACCAAAGCAAAAAUACCUCAAUUAGAUGGAGUUUAUGAUUCAUGCAGCAGUGACAGUGAGAUGGACAAUAUUGUACAACUUGAUGGUAACAAUGAUACUAUGACAGUGAGGACACGAAAGGCAAAGAAUGAAAAUACUAAAAGCAUCGCAGAUCAAGAAAAUAAAGUGAGUGAUAAUGAUGCUUCCCCUCCAAAAAAACCAAGGCGACAAACACGUUCACAAGCACCGACAGCCAAAGCUGCAGUAAAUGCACCUGAUCCUGAAGUUACAAAGACACGUAAAGGUAAUCAAAAAAUAGAAAGUAAAGAUAAAACCACUAAUAAAAGAAAUGUUACAACUACAAGAAAAUCAUUGUCCUUAAAAAAAGAUGUGCGGAGUGACGAAAAGAAUGAGUCAGAAACAUGUGCUGUUGAAUCUCAACCAAAGGCAAAAGGUAAAAGAACAUCAAAUGUGCUUGCCAAAUCAACAGCAAAAUUAGAAAAACGCUCGGAAAACUCUAAACCAAAAAUUGUUAUAAGUAGUGUUGAGAAUAAAACUGUCUCGAGUGAAUUUUUUGAAAAGGAUGAAGAAAAUAUUGUUAAAAACAGAAAACGCUCUCGUACUACUGAACCGAUAUCAGAUAAAGUAGAAACAAAACCACGCACAAGAAGUGCACAGCAAGAUAAAAAUAAUACGAGCAAAUAUUUUCAAAACGAUGAUUUAAAAAAAAGCAAGGUAAAAUCUCCAGCAAAGAAAAUUAAAGUAGAAGAAGAUGAUGAUGAUUCAAAAAGAGUUAGUCACAAAGACCUUUCAAAAACGAAAGAAAAACCUAAAAGUGAUGUGUCAGAAGACCUAAAACAUAUCAUAAAGGGUAGGAUUAAAGAAGAAAAAACUAAAGCAAGUUUAAAAGUUGUGAAAGGUAAAGUUAAAAAAGAGUCAGAUGAUGAUAGUGAUUAUCUACCUGUUGAAUCGCCUAAACGUAAACCGUCGGGCAGUGACGAUGAUUUUAAAGUAAAAAAGACAACACCCAAGCCAAAAGGUAGUGCUACCAAAAAGAAAGAUAGAAGAGUGCUUUCAACCGAUGAUGAAUUGCCAAUAAAUAAGGUGGAUGUAUGGGCAGAGGUGUUUGUAGAAGAGCUAGAAGAAUGGAUAGCAGUUGAUGUUAUAGAGGGAAAAGUGCAUUGUGUUUCUGAUAUUUAUCGGCGAGCCACACAUCCGGUAGCGUAUGUAGUAGGUUGGGAUAACAACAACCAUAUCAAAGACCUCACCAAAAGGUAUGUGCCUCAUUGGAACACUGUAACGCGUAAGCAACGCGUACAACCUUCGUGGUGGGAUACCGCUGUGAAGCCGUGGUUGGGACCCAAAACUGCCAGAGACAGGGAGGAAGAUGAACGGUUGGAGAGAAUGCAGCUGGAAGCACCUCUGCCAAAAGCUAUAUCUGAGUACAAGAACCAUCCGUUGUAUGCUCUCGCGCGGCACUUGCUAAAGUUCGAAGCGAUUUACCCCCCAGACGCUGCGACGCUCGGCUUCGUACGUGGCGAGGCGGUGUACGCACGCAAUUGCGUAUACGUGUGCAGGUCUCGAGACACUUGGCUCAAAGAGGCCAAAGUAGUACGCCUAGGAGAGAAACCUUAUAAGGUUGUGAAGGCGCGCCCUAAAUGGGAUAGGUUAUCCAACAAGCUCAUAACUGAUAAACCACUGGAGGUGUUUGGACCGUGGCAAGUGCAAGACUAUGAGCCGCCGACAGCUGAGAACGGCAUCGUGCCUAGAAACGCGUAUGGAAACGUUGAACUGUUCAAGGACUGCAUGCUCCCUAAAGGAACGGUACACAUUAAAUUGCCUGGCUUAAAUCGAGUAGCUAAGAAGUUGAACAUCGACUGCGCGCCUGCCAUGACAGGGUUCGACUUUAAUGGCGGUUGGAGCCACCCGGUGUAUGACGGUUUCGUCGUUUGCAAGGAGUUCGAAGAAAUCAUCACUGAAGCUUGGGCCAAGGAUCAAGAAGAUCAAGAGCGGAGAGAAAUUGAAAAAUUCGAGGCGAGAGUGUAUGGAAACUGGAAAAGGCUUAUAAAAGGGAUGCUCAUAAAGGAAAGGCUUAAAGCUAAAUAUGGGUUCGAAGAACCGGGUACCUCAAAGGAUACAAAAGGGAAAGGUCCCAAAUUAGUCGUAAAGAAAAAGUAGUUGUAAAGGUAAACCACUUAGUUUCAGUUAUUGUUAUAAUAUAUAAGUAUCAGUACCUGGAAGGCCAAGCCUUAUUAGGAAUUGAAAAAACAACUUAAAAUGAGCGAAUUUCCUAGGACGAAAACCUAGCUGAAAAUUUUUCCUUACAAAAACGCCUACUUAAUUUUAUGGACUCAUAUCCGUUUCGAGAUACCAUUUGUUCUAGAUUACAAAAGUCUUGUUUUAAUAAGUUUGUUGUUAAAGAUCACGGGGAACAGGUUUCUCACCUACAAAUUGUAAGAUUUGUUUAGUUUUGUUAUUGAUUUUACUGUACAUUAGCGUAGUAAAUGUUUUGUUUUUACUAAGUAACUAACUAGCUUGUAUCAAGCAAUAAGUUUACCUUUCAUCAACAUCACCUAACCUUUUUAAGGCAUUAAAAAAAUUCUCCCCGCUCAAGCUUAAGGCUGCGUUUCCACCAGAGA